Impatiens glandulifera is the source of this 576-nucleotide messenger RNA. Its product is annotated as cytochrome f-like. Gene Ontology annotation, molecular function: electron transfer activity; heme binding; iron ion binding. NCBI's taxonomy places the organism in Eukaryota, Viridiplantae, Streptophyta, Magnoliopsida, Ericales, Balsaminaceae. Bases 1 to 576 code for a protein of 191 amino acids. Gene Ontology annotation, biological process: photosynthesis. The transcript is spliced from 2 exons. Gene Ontology annotation, cellular component: chloroplast; thylakoid membrane. The record is from RefSeq and is a predicted model, not a curated record.
AUGCCUGAAAACCCAAGGUUCCUCCGCAAAACUGCCUUAGUAUAUUUAAAAAUAUAUAUUAAAAAAUUCUCAAAUCUCAAAUCCCAACUAGCUAAUAAGCCCGUGGAUAUUGAAGUUCCACAAGCAGUACUUCCUGAUACUGUAUUUGAAGCCGUUGUUAGAAUUCCUUAUGAUAUGCAAUUGAAACAAGUUCUUGCUAAUGGUAAAAAGGGGGGUUUGAAUGUGGGGGCUGUUCUUAUUUUACCUGAGAGUUUUGAAUUAGCUCCUCCUGAUCGUAUUUCCCCUGAGAUAAAAGAAAAAAUGGGUAAUCUGUCUUUUCAGAGCUAUCGUCCCGAUAAAAAAAAUAUUCUUGUGAUAGGGCCUGUUCCUGGUCAGAAAUAUAUUGAAAUCACCUUUCCUAUUCUUUCACCCGAUCCCGCUACUAAGAAGGAUGUUCACUUCUUAAAAUAUCCUAUAUACGUAGGUGGAAACAGGGGAAGGGGUCAGAUUUAUCCCGACGGAAGUAAGAGUAACAAUACAGUUUAUAAUGCUACAGCAGCGGGUAUAGUUAAUAACAUAUUCAUUACUAUUAGAUGA